UUUCUCCAAAGAGAGACAAGAAACUCCGAAGCAGAAAGGGAGCGAGAGAGUGAGUGGCUCAGUCGGCAGCCUGAAUCCCCCCUUCCCUUUACUCGGGAUGUCUGGCAGCUCGGGGACAGUGACCUGGACCCUGCUCCUUCUCCUUGCACCUGGCUGGGUAGAAGCGCAGCCCUGCACCUACCCCUGCCAGUGUCCCUCCCAGCCGCUGCAGUGCCCUGCUGGCACCAGCCACGUGUUGGAUGCCUGUGGCUGCUGCAAGGUGUGCGCCAGGCAGCUGGGCGAGCUCUGCUCCCUUCAGAAACCCUGUGAUCAUCACAAGGGACUCUACUGCGACUUCUCCAAAAUCCACAGAGGCAGCGGGAUCUGCUUAGCUCAUGAAGGGGCAACUUGUGACCUGCUGGGCAAGAUCUACCACAACGGGGAGAGCUUCCAGCCCACGUGCAAGCUGCAGUGCAUCUGCAUGGACGGGGCCAUUGGCUGCAUCCCCCUGUGCUCCGACGACCUGCGGCUGCCGUCCCCCGAAUGCCCCAACCCCCGGCGGGUGAAGUUUCGCAACAAGUGCUGCGAGGAGUGGAUCUGCGAGGAGGGCAGUGAGGAAAACCGCUUCGAAACAGCCAUGGCAGUUUUCAGGGAGACUCCAGCCCAAAAGCCGGAGCUGAAUAACCUGCAGGAGAACUGCUUGGUGCAGACCACCGAGUGGAGCGCCUGCUCCAAGAGCUGCGGGAUGGGCAUCUCUGCCCGAGUAACCAACGACAACCCCCAGUGCCGCCUGGAGAAGGAGACCCGGCUCUGCAUGGUCCGGCCCUGCGACUUCCCUAUGGAGAAAACCAAGAAGGGGAAGAAGUGUGUGCGGACCCCAAAGCCACGCCAGAGCCUCCACUUUGAGUUCUCGGGCUGCACCAGCAGCCGUUCCUACCGGCCCAAGUUCUGCGGGAGCUGCACGGACGGCCGCUGCUGCACCCCCUACAUCACCAACACCGUGGAGGUGGAGUUCCGCUGCCCUGAGGGGGACUUCUUCCAGCGGAAGAUGAUGUUCAUCAAGAUGUGCUCCUGCCAUUACGACUGCCCCCGAGACAAUGACAUCUUCUUGGCCACGUACCACAGGAGGAUGAUUGGAGACCACGUCAAGACAGAGAGGCAGUAGCCCUCUCCAUGCCAGCUCUGCAGGCCAAGGUGUCAAGAGGGCUCUGCAGUGCUUUUGUGGCUGUGUCCCAGGACAACGCAGCCUCUUCCCCCUCUGUGAGGGGCUGUGCUCUUCAGAACGGCACCAUUUGCCACCAGUGGUCUCGGAGGCCUUGCUAACAAGCUAAGGUGCCUGGAGGGAACAGCCCCAUCAGUCCCAGGCUGCUGGCCCAGACCUAGAGUUGUGCAAAGGUCAGGGAAGGAAUCCGCACUGAGGUUCCUCAGACAACCUGCACCUUGCUGGGGAGGUGACCAGAAACGGGCCUGAGCUACAAACUUGAUCCACGUUCCCACAGACGUGAUGGGAGAGUGGAUCGAAGCCAUGUGGCUCCAGCCUGUCCCCAGCUGAGAGCACAGCGGGUGCAAUUCCCCAAGGCCAUUAGCCUGCCAGGACCAUGCAGCGAACCCAGAGCAUGAGCCAAAGGGGAAGUCCAGGCGGCCUGAGCUGAUGUAGAGCUCUGCAGCUUGUUUUCUAGCAGAACGGGGCUCUGAUGUCUGUUGAUGCAAAGCAUCUCAGCAAGGAAAGUGGUCCUGGCCCAAUGCUGGGCUCAUGCUGAGUCUUGCAAUUAUUUUUGGCUAAUUGGAUCUAAGAAGCUGGCAAAGCUCUUUCCUGUCCCUUUUGCCUACCCUUCUCCCUUCCACACGCUUUUCCAUCAGCAGCUUUUUUCCAGAGCAGUUUGCUCCUAGAGAGCCCAUUUCAGAUACACAGGUCCAAGGAGCUCUUCCAGCAUAAAAUUCGGUUGAGUCAGGCUGCCAGUCUGAGACAUGUCCCCCUGUCAGUUGUUGGUGCCAGCAGUGGAUAUUUCCUCUUGUCCCUUUUGUAAUCACUCUGGAAACGGUUCCUGGGUGGGAGAUGAAGCUGGGCUCUGGGCUCGUACACUCGUGAUAGAGUUGCAACUGCGUUUCAGCUCUGGAGUCUGUCUUGCUUGUGGGUCAUAAGCUGCAAGGACACAGUUCAGCUCGCACCUCCCUGGGGAGUUUGAGGCAGGGGCAGGAAAAAUUGUCCCUAUUUGUAACCAGAGCAGAUGUAAUCUGGAGUUACUGAGACAAUGACGUGAAGAACUGCUUGGUGCUGGGGGUUCUCCACCCGCGGGCUUCACUUCUUGCCCCAGACCUGCGCUGAGUCUCACUGCCAUUAAAAAUGUGCUGCUCGCCCUGAUUGCCAGCCCGUAACUCCUGGACGGACCAGCCCAGGAGCGUCCCCGAGAGCACCCACCGGGCUCAGACGCAGCCCGCAGAAACACAGCCUGCCCUGAGGAUGCUGAAAUGCCAGCUCGGGGCACGCGUAUAGCAGCAGCCCCUCUUCUCUUGCGCUCUCGGCCUGCAGAUGCUCAUGAGCCUUCAGCUCCUGUUACCUGUAAUCAGUUUGAACUGUAAAUAAUUUGUCUCUUGGUUUCUGAUUUUUUUUUAAAGGCCUUUGUACAGUUUUUGUAUCCUUUUAUCACCACCUUGCUUGGAGUCUUCUCAUGAUGUAGAUUUUUUUUUCCCCUUCCAGUUCUGGCCUGAACUUUUUUCCAUGCCAUUUACCUGCCUUCUGCGUGUAAAACUAAGCUGAGGGUCGCACUUUACUCGACGCUAAUAAAUCUCUCUCUAUUUUUUCCA
This is a messenger RNA of Dromaius novaehollandiae (emu), 2784 nucleotides long. RefSeq names its product CCN family member 2-like. The record is from RefSeq and is a predicted model, not a curated record. The coding region runs from base 98 to 1144 and encodes 348 amino acids. Gene Ontology annotation, molecular function: heparin binding; integrin binding. Gene Ontology annotation, cellular component: extracellular region; extracellular matrix. NCBI's taxonomy places the organism in Eukaryota, Metazoa, Chordata, Aves, Casuariiformes, Dromaiidae. Gene Ontology annotation, biological process: signal transduction; cell adhesion. The transcript is spliced from 5 exons.